AUGGCGCUGAGGAGUCAUAUUAUCCGUUCUGCGGCCGCGCUGGUGGCUGUUCUCGUGGGGCACCCAGCGAUGACAGCAGCUGCGCGUGGUGGCCGAUGGUGCGAGGUGGAGGUCGAGAGCACGGACCCAGCCUCCCGCAGCGCUGCUGCACAGCGCCGCCGCCUCCUCGACAGGGUCAAGGCCCUGACGGCCGUCGACGCCUCGGACAGGCAGCGGGCGUGCGCUCGGCCCCUGUCCACGCGCGCCCCGGCCCGACUUGAGCGGGAGAAGGGGCGGAACUUGAUGGCGCAAGCGCCUCAGACGCUCCUUUGUGCCGCGAAUGGGGCAGCUGGUUGCGUGCAGACUCUGCUGAGCAGCGGCUCGGACCGAGAGGGCGACGACCCCGAUGACCUGCUGGGGCGACCCCCUGCUGCGCUCGUGGCAGCCACUGAGACGAGCCCGAUGUCGACGACAGCGAAGUUGGUCGAGCCUCUGAGUGCGCUGCCGAAGACGGAGCCUCAGGCGUCGUGCACGGACGCUCUCGCCCAGCCCUGGGCGCCUGGGCGCUGGCAGAGGGCGUCGGGCGUUCUCUCCACCCCUGCCCGGGCGAAUGGGCAGCUGCUGGAUGCGGAAUGGCGCCGUAGCGAACAGCGGGAGGAGGACCCGCAUCUUGCCACAAUGACCGAUGAUGAGGCUUCGGUGGUCUGCCGGGACUUUGACGCCCCCUGCGUCCGCGUGGCCCACCCCGAAAGUGGGCUGACUGGGGCGCGCUACCAACCGGUGCAGACUCAGCUGGAGGCGUCGCCAACGCGACUGGACACGACGUCGGAGAGGCUCUCGAAGACGCAGAUGGUGACGGCGGAGGUGUUCGCACACCAUUUGAAGGAGGCGGUCAUUGGGGCCUUGAUGCGGCCAGUUGAGCUCCGCAUCGACGCACUCGAGGCGAAUCCCACGACCGCGAUGCGCGUGCCGAUCCACUUCCAGAAGACGUUCGAGCCGACUCUCCUUAUGAAGGCGUUUGUGCUGAUAGUCUUCCUGCUAACGUUCGAGAUAGGAGAUUCAGACCCCGCCCACUUUCUCAAGCUCAACUCGGCGUUCCUGUACGUGCCGACCUUAUUCCCGGCGUCGUCUGUGCCGGUCUUCCUCCUCAUGAUGCUCGCGCCGAUGUGUUUCCAGAGGGCGUUCGAGCCGAUCCUCUGCCAGGUGAUGCCCGUGCCGAUCCGCUUCCAGAUGGCGCGCAGGCCGAUAUUCGGCCAGAUGACGUCCGUGCUGGCACUCUUCCUGAGCACGUGCGAGCCGCUCUUAUUCCAGACGUCGCUCGUGCCGAUCUUCUUCUUCUUCUUCUUCUUCUUCUUCUUCUUCUUCAGGAUGCUCGCGCCGAUGGAGCCGAUCUUCCUCCUGCAGGCUAUCGCCCUGGGCGCCAGGGUGCCGCUGGUGCUGGCCUGCUUCCCACUGGUGCUCGCGACCGCCCCUAUGGAUAUCAAGAGGUCCACCACCAUGACGAGCCAGAGUGCGUCGUACAGGGUCCAGGAGUACACAGACCCGCGGCUGGACCUCUUCCCCUCCGCCGCGGAGCUGCGGGGGCGCGGCUUGGUAGCGACGCUGCGGCCUGGGGACGUGCUGUGGCUCCCGAGCCACUGGUGGCACGCCGUGCAGUCUCUGGAGGAGGAGACGCUGUCCCUGAACUUCUGGUUCAAUCCACCCGCGAGUGCAGCGCAUUUCCCGCCCGACCACGCGGACGUGGAGCUCGCCCGGGACCUCGAGGCCAUCGUGCACGCCGCGAUCGGCCCGGAGGCCACCGAGCAGUUCUUCCGCUCGUGGGGCGCCGCCGAGCCCCCGGCCACCGCCGGGCAGCUGGAUCUGCGCCUGGCGCUGCUAAUGAUCGUGCACCAGCUGAGGAUAGCCGGUAGGCUCCUCGGCGCGGAGGAUGCAGCGCACGUGUUGCGCUUCCUGGACGCCCGGCGCUACGCGGGCCUGCAAUUCGCGGCCUUGCGUCAGCCGGCGCCUGCGAUGGCGGUGGGCAGGCCCCGCCCGGGCUCUUCAUUCCUGGCGGCGGCGUACUGCGCGGCCCGGGCGCGCGCGGGCGGCCGGUUGGCGAGCGCGGCGUGCCGCAGCCGGCUGCAG
Messenger RNA from Prorocentrum cordatum, 2103 nucleotides. NCBI's taxonomy places the organism in Eukaryota, Dinophyceae, Prorocentrales, Prorocentraceae. The record is from the annotation of a GenBank genome assembly.